This is a messenger RNA of Solenopsis invicta (red fire ant), 2573 nucleotides long. RefSeq names its product adenosine deaminase 2. The record is from RefSeq and is a predicted model, not a curated record. Bases 174 to 1709 code for a protein of 511 amino acids. Gene Ontology annotation, molecular function: adenosine deaminase activity. Gene Ontology annotation, biological process: adenosine catabolic process; inosine biosynthetic process. Lineage: Eukaryota; Metazoa; Arthropoda; Insecta; Hymenoptera; Formicidae. The transcript is spliced from 4 exons.
CGCGUUCCUCCUCUAUAAUGAUGGUCCCGAUGCGUAAGAAUCAUCCAGUGAAGAUCGAGCAGCCGCGACGAUCGCAUCACACUGAUCUAUUGAUCACGCAGGACGCGCACGUCUUUUGCCAACGAGGUGCUCCGUCAAGUCUUGAAAACGUCAGUAAAUAGUUCUCCGCGACCAUGGCCAGGGCAGUCUUGUUCACCUUGGCGAUCCUGAUCUGCGGCCAGGUGAUAUUCGCGCAACCCCUGUCGAUACAACGACUCUUACGAAAGUCCCCAAAAUCUGACACAUACUGGCAGACGCGACAACGAUUACUGCUGAAUGAACAACGACAAUCUCUAGGCGGUAAACUGGAACUCAAUCCCAUCGAGGCCAGGGCCAAUGAAGUCCUAAUGAGGGCCAAGAAUCAAGAAAUAAACGACGGUUUCACCAGCGGUGACAGCUUUUUACCGUCGCACAACUUCAUGGAAGUGAUAUCGAAGAUCGAGGAGUCCGAGGUGUUCAAGAUCCUACAUAACAUGCCCAAGGGCGCUCUUCUCCACGCUCACGAGACCGCCAUCGCCUCGCUCGAAUUUCGGUUUAAUUUGACUCAUCGCGAGAACUUGUACGUGUGCGACCAAAACAACACACUGGUACUCAAGUUUUUUAACAAGACCGAUGACGAUUGCGACUGGGAAUUACUGAACGAGGUGCGAAAAAAUACCACCCGGGCUAACGAUAUUAAUGACAGGAUUAAACAGUCCUUGACCAUGGUCGCGAAGAAUCCGAAAAUCCUUUACAAUACCGUUGACAAGGCCUGGGAGAAGUUUAACAGCAUCUUCAAGUUCAUGCAGUUCCUAUCGUACCGACCAGUCCUCGAAGAUCUCUACUAUCGCAAUCUCCAAGAGCUGUACGACGACAACGUGAUGUAUGCGGAGAUACGAGCGACGCUAUCGUCGAUGUACGAUCUCGACGGCAAUACCUAUGGACCACUGGAAAUAGUACAGAUUUACAAGGACGCCACCGAUAGGUUUGUAAAGGAUCAUCCUGAUUUCAUCGGCGCGAAGGUCAUAUACGCACCGCAGCGAAGCGUCAAUCAGGAACGAGCAGACUUCUACGUGAAGACGCUGACGCAGUUAAGACAACUCUAUCCGGAUUUCAUAGCUGGUUUCGACUUGGUUGGCCAGGAGGACAAGGGAAACCCCCUCACUGACUUUGCCGAUAAAUUGAACGCCGUUGAUCCGGGAAUUCCAUUCUUCUUCCAUGCCGGCGAGACCAACUGGAACGGAAUGAAGACCGACUUGAAUCUCUUUGACGCUUUCUUGCUUAACACCAAACGCAUCGGGCACGGAUACGCGUUAACGAAGCACCCGCUCCUGUGGAAGUUUGCGCAGCAGUUGGAUAUCGCGGUGGAGGUAUGUCCUAUCUCAAAUCAAGUUCUCGGUCUUGUGGAGGACAUACGGAAUCAUCCCGCAGCCAGUCUAUUCGCAUCGGGAUCGCCCGUGGUGGUCUCCAGCGAUGAUCCCGGACUCUGGGGCGCCAAGGGAUUGUCCUAUGACUUCUACGAGGCCUUCAUGGGUAUUAUGAGCGCAAAUUCAGAUCUCAGAAGUCUCAAGCAGCUGGCGUUAAAUUCUCUGAAAUAUAGCAGUAUGAGCAAACAAGAGAAAAAGAAUGCGCUGAGCCAAUGGCAGGUCAAGUGGGAUACCUUCGUAGCUAACUUGGCUGAAUCAUUUUAAUGACGACAGAGAUGCGGAAAGUGUCUCAUUUCUUUUCGUAUCGUUGACGUAUGUAAAAAUGAAGGGAUAUCUUCCAACAGAGCAAUAGAACGGUGCCAUAUAAUUCAAGUAUUUUCUGAACAUAAUAGACAAUAGACAAUAUUUUCAUCUAUUUUACAAUAUCUUGUGUUCUUCCACGUUUUUAGUGGAAUAUCACCAAAAGUGAGUAUCAUUUUGAAUUUAAGAAAUGCAUUUUAUUUUAUAGUACUCUUAUUAGGAUUUUAUAUGUGAAUUACGCUAUCUCAUUAUGUUUUUUAACGGUGCAUUUAAACGACGCACUGCGUGAAAAUGUUUAUAUAUUGUAAUAUGCGUUUAAUAGAUUAUUGUAAAGAUACGUGUUACUAUAAUGAUAGGUCCUUUGAAAAAAUACUGCACCGUAUCUUACGUUUUGUACAACAAGAUAUAAAGAUUUGCAAUAAAAUAUAAAUGUUAUUUUUUCAUUACAUAUAGUACAACAAGUUAAUUACAAAUAAUUUACUUGCUGCAGAAGAUUGUAGGACGUAUAAGGAGUCCUGCAAAUCUGCAAAAAUAAUCCAAGCUGCGGUGUUGCAUUAUUAUGAAACGUCCAAGAGACAUCUGCUUAUUAUCCGUUAUUAUUUAUAUUUAUAUUAAUUGCUACGCAAUUAGCUUCUGUCAUAGUUCGAAUGCAUAAAUAAUUGCCGCGAUAAUUUUUGUAUCUCAAAUGUCGCAGUACAUAAAGUAUAUGUAAAUUUAUUCCAUAGAAUAGCUUCAAAUAUUGAUGCAAAUACGUAGCUAGAUAUGAAAAUAAAGAUAUGAAAUACAAGAUGUACAAUUUCAACGGCAACACGCCCUUCUAAGAGUUGA